Messenger RNA from Aureobasidium musti, 912 nucleotides. The record is from the annotation of a GenBank genome assembly. NCBI's taxonomy places the organism in Eukaryota, Fungi, Ascomycota, Dothideomycetes, Dothideales, Saccotheciaceae.
AUGACUGCUGCUACGCACCGUCGCGGUCACACUUCCUCUACUGUCCACAAAAAGCACGAUCGACCCUCCGAAGCCAACAAGAGCAAGAAGGAAAAGAAAUACGUCACAACCAAUGCCAUCUUCAAGGCCAAACACGAUCGAGUCCACAAGCGCACAGAAUCAUCACCCAAAAGCAAGAGAAGUGGUCUAGGAAAGAGCCGUCUUCGUCGCGAACCUUCUUCUUCUCCACCACCCAGAAAGUACACUCUCGCCGACGAAUCAAACGGNUAUGGCAGUCUGACAUUCCUAUCUUCCUCAUCGCUGCUUACUAACACAUCUUCAGAGAUUCUCAACAGUUACAGGAGCCAUGUAGUCAAUGACUCUGAGCAGAAGACUGCUCAUGCCUACAAGGAUCUCGUUCAAAAGCUUGAAGAAACUACCCUCGGACCCGAUGCAUUGAACACUCGGAUCACUCACGCCAUUGAAGCUGCCCAAGAAAUGUGCACCCCAUUUGCCGAUCAGUCUGUCAGGGUGAAGUACCAUGAUCCUGCCGGAAACACUGUCCGCGAUGGAACAAAAAUGAUUGGUGAGACCGUGACAGAGUUCGAACGGGUGCUCCGUAAGCAGAGAGAUAAACUCGAAUCCCUCUGGGAGGCUUGGGAAGACGUUCGCCAAAAGAUUGCAGAGAUCGGAGCACAAAUCCUUCACGACUCAAAGUUCCCAACUCAAUUUGGUCUGGAGGCCUUGGACAAUAGCUUCAACCCACCAUCCCGCAAGAACCCAGAGGUUGAAAGUCUUCGUAAACUGAUCAAGAAAGAAAGCGAAAAGGCUCACAAGGAACUUGACCAAGAAGCCAAGGAUGCUGUUAACAAACACAAGGAGUACCAAACCAUGUGGAGGGCGUGGUUGGACGAUGAGCUCAACUACGAGUGA